GGCAUCGUGGAUGAUUACGAGAAAAUCCGGACGUACACAGUAGCUGUGGUAGGUGUCGGAGGAGUGGGCAGUGUGACAGCUGAAAUGCUCACAAGAUGUGGCAUUGCUGCUUCUCUUUGAUUAUGAUAAAGUGGAACUGGCCAACAUGAACCGGCUGUUUUUCCAGCCUCACCAGGCAGGCCUCAGUAAAGUGGAAGCUGCAGAACACACACUCAGGGACAUCAACCCAGAUGUGUCAUUUGAGAUCCACAACUACAACAUCACCACCAUGGACAACUUCACACAUUUCAUGGAGCGCAUCAGUCAUGGCGGCCUGGAAGAAGGAAAGCCAGUGGACUUGGUCCUGAGUUGUGUGGACAACUUUGAAGCCAGGAUGGCUAUCAAUACAGCCUGUAAUGAGCUUGGUCAGAUCUGGAUGGAGUCCGGCGUGAGUGAGAACGCUGUGUCGGGACACAUUCAGCUCAUCAUACCCGGGGAGACGGCAUGCUUCGCUUGCGCUCCUCCCCUGGUGGUGGCCGCUAAGAUCGAUGAAAAGACCUUGAAGCGGGAGGGAGUGUGUGCUGCCAGUUUACCAACUACAAUGGGUGUGGUUGCAGGCAUCCUGGUGCAAAAUGUCCUUAAGUACCUUCUAAAGUUUGGUACAGUCAGUUACUAUCUCGGCUACAAUGCCAUGCAGGACUUCUUCCCAACCAUGGCCAUGAAAGCCAACCCCCAGUGCGAUGAUCGUCACUGCCGGAGACAACAGGAGGAGUACAGGAAAAAGGAGGCAGAGCGGCCAAAGGACGAAGUGCUGGUGGUGGAAGAGGAGAUUGUACACGAGGACAACGACUGGGGAAUUGAGCUGGUAUCUGAGGUAACUGAUGAGGAGCUGAUGGCUGCCUCCGGCCCCGUCCCCGACCUCCCAGAGGGCAUCACUGUGGCCUACACCAUUCCAGACAAGAACCAGGAAACGGCAGACGGAGAAUCCGUGGGGGAAACAGAACAGAGUCUGGAGGAGUUGAUGUCACAGAUGAAGACCAUGUAGGCAGGACCUAAAUGAUGCUCGUUCGCCUUUCAAGUAGCUGUGCAUCUUGCGUCACUCAUCAACAAAUGCAUCACCAUCUCGCUGAAGUGAGCAAACCAUCUUUCCUAGUGCCCCUUCGCUAAAGCAAGCAUAACUGAAAAGACUCCACAGCACCUGGGGGUAAUGAAGCAAGUUCUAACCUACUAAUGCCAGCCCAGAGUGACUACUCCUGAAAGCCGGAUGCAGGGAAGGAUGCGUGAAAUGUGUUGCCAAUGGGAUGAGCUUAGAAGUGAUAUCAUGUGUAAUGGUAUUUUCAGUAGAACAUGAUCUGUACCUUUAAACUCACUAAUUACAGGAAGUGAUUUGGUUACAUUAGAUGUAAAAUGUCGCCCACUAAUGUCGUGGGAAGUUGUGUAGCACUUGGAUUUGGCAAAACAAAAAAUCAAAUAUCCAUGGUCCGUUUGUGUAUUACAGUCUUCUGCGGGGUUUUAAAUGGCGGAUGAAGCUCCAGACUUUGCAUGUGUCAUGUGUCUGUUCCAUCAGCUUUGCAAAACUACUGCCUCUACUAUAACAGUACUGACCUUGCUCCCUUUACUUCAAUAAAAGUAUUUAUUAGAUUCAGUACAUUCUUCGUGACACUGAAAUACAAAUUUUUUUUUUUAAAUACAAUUCUUUAUAGUUAAUUACACGGUAAAACAAAUGCACUUAACAUUGUGACACAGCAUGUUUGAGUCAAGAGCGAGAUUUCAUUUGUGUCCCAUUUGGCUUCGUGUACAUUCUGGUGAGAGGGAAAUGUUUUUGUUGUACUUUAACAAGCAAAAUGAUUUGGCACCAUCCUGUUUCUGAAAAAUCCUGUACAUUCCCUUUUUAACAAACGAGUAAGCACAUUUGCACUGCAUAUAUACCGUUUAUAAAGUCCGUACCAUUGUGGCGUUUUUUCCCCCACAGACAUUGUUUUGACCUGUUUUGUAAAAUAAUGCUUGAAAUGACGUAGUAAACAUUUUCAUGAAGCCAUAUUUUAUGUACACAUGGUUUCGAAAUACAUCCGUUCCUAUAUAUCGCUUUCAUUUUGAAUAUCUGGCACAGAAACUUGGCAUCAGAAGUGCAUAAAGCCCGUCAGUCUCUUAAAUUGAUAUUCUAAAUGGUUAAACAGGAUAUGGUGGAAAUAAACACCAGCAGAACCGAUUUUCUGCAGCAACGAUGGGGAUGUAAUUUUGGGAAAGCGUAUCGAUGGAGGACAAGGUCGAUACAAACCUACUGUGUGACUUUUACACCCAUUUGUAAAACAGUUCAGCGACCACGUCUGGUUAUGGAGGCUGCUUUGGCAUGUAGUCCCAGGGACAGAGCCGUCACUUGUACCUUGUUGGUGAGUAAUGGUAGAUGGAUGAACUGACUAGUUUUGAGUUAUUAACUGGAAACAGUCGAACCCUCUCAACUGGAGUGAUUUAAUGUCGGGAAAUGGGAACCGUAACAGUACAUGGCUACCAACGUCUGAACACUUCUCAUUUCCAAUUCAGGGUGAUGGGAGACUUCUCCCAGCAGGCACUGGGCAUAAGGCAGGGAGACGGUCUGGACAGGUCACUAGACCAUCACAUAGCCAAGGCACAGUUACUCACACCUACGCUUGAUGUGGAUUCUUCAGGUAACCUUACCCGCAUGCGUUUGGAUGCCGGGAGGAAACCCGUUUGAACACGAGAACAUGCAAACUCCACAUAGGAGGGCUGGAGUUAACAAAUACCGUAAUGACCCGAGUAUAAGACGACCCUGAUUAUAAGACGACCCCCCCCCCCAGACUAAUUUUUGAAAAAAUACUUUUUGAAGACCAAAUCUGUUCUUAUAAAGAAAAUCAUUUGAAAAUAAUAAAAACACACUGAACAGAACAAGGUAGGCUGUUGUUUUUAACAUUUUAAAUAAAAUUGUUGCAUUUAAAUUAAAAUGUGAUCACAUUUGUAAAUGAAUGACAAAAAAUAAACUGUAGUCUGUCGGUAUAUCUAAUCCCAAUCAGGCCAUCCAGCUCGGUGAAAAAACAACCGCGUAGCCUGUCAAAAGUUGUGUAACUGCCCAAACCAACCAUCGAAAAAAAAACAGGCCCGCUUCAGUCACGAGGGGAAGUCGUUUUACAGAUAUCUGGCACCAUCUGCUGUUGUGACUAUACUGACAUUUAAAAAGCUCAGACCCCCGAUUAUAAGAUGACCCCACUUUUUCAGACGUAUUUCCAGGAAGAAGAAAAAAAAGUCUUAUAUUCCGACCAAUACGGUAAUAAUAAACUAUUUGUAUAGCACGUUCCGAAAGAGAGUUACAAAGUGCUUCACAGAACAGGAUAAGAAAGUUCAAAAUAACACAAAAAAACAAUGUAAGAGAAUAAAAUAAAAAGCACUGACAAACACCAUAAAACCACAGCAAAGGGAAGAGAGCAAUUUGUUAAUCGAAACAAUCACAAAAAAAAUAAAAAUAAAGCUAUUAUGAAAAAGCUUUUAUGUAAAAGUGAAUUUUGAGAAGAGACUUAACAGAUAUCCCCGAAUAGGGGCAUCCAGGAGGCGUGGCAGUCUAUUCUGUUGCCUACCAACGCGGGGAUCGCCAGUUUGAAUCCCCGUGUCACCUCCGGCUUGGUCAGGCAUCCCUACAGACACACAAUGGCCAUGUCUGUGGGUGGGAAGCCGGAUGUGGGUAUGUGUCCUGGUCGCUGCACUAGCGCCUCCCCAGUUGGGGGAACUGGAGGGGAAUAGCAUGAUCCACCCACGUGCUACGUCUCCCUGGCAAAACUCACUGUCAGGUGAAAAGAAGCAGCGGGCAACUCCACGUGUAUCGGAGGAGGCAUGUGGUAGUCUGCAGCCCUCCCCAGAUCGGCAGAGGGGGUGGAACAGUGACCAGAGCAGCUCGGAAGAGUGGGGUAAUUGGCCAAGUACAAUUGGGGGGGGGGGGUGAUCUCAAAAAAAACAAAAAAAGAUAUCAUCGAUUCUCAGGCAGGGAACUCCACAACUGAAGGGCCCAGAUAGCAAAAGCCCAAUCACCUCUGGUGUUAAAGUGGUGGGUAACUGAGCUCAAAUCUGUGUUUUGGGAUACCCAUACCCCAGGAAAACAUAUCAGUAACCACCCAGCCAAUUCUGUAUGAUUAAAAGGAAGACGGCGACGUCACCAAGGAAGCCGGCCAAAAAAAAAAAAUCAAGAAAGGAAAACGGGAAAAAUACCCAAAAACAGUCUAACUCCACAAAUCAGUUCUAUACAUGGUUCAACACAUUUUAACACGUCAACAUCUCCCACAUUUAUAAAGUAUUUUGAAGCACAUCUGUCAAUUUGGUUACCCUGCUCUUUAAGGUGUGUUUUAGGAACAACCAGGAGACCCCUACCCAAGGAUCUCAGGCUCAAAGGGGACUAACAGGUCUGAAAUGUAACUCGGAGCCUGACCUUGUAAAGCUUUAAAAGUUAUCAGUAAAAUAUUAAAAUCAACUCUAAAAACUACAGGCAACCAGUGAAGAGAGGCAAGGAUGGGUGUAAGUAAUAUGGUAUCGUCCCCUAGAGUUAUUUAAAGGUCUAGCAAUAAGGACCGUCUUGCUGUGAAGUACCAGUGGGGACCACUAUGACCACCAUGCCACUUCAAAUAGUUCUGAUGGUGCUUAUUUUAACCACAUCCUGUGCUACACAGAGACUGGGAGGAAACGUUCAAAGUUCGGGAUGAAAAAAUAUAAAACUCAACCUGAGUUACAGGCCCUCAAAAGGGCUGGCUUGACUACGGUUCACAUUCUUACAUGAAUACUAUCAAAACGUCAAUAAAUACUUUUUGGCAUAUACAUUGACUUCACAGACUAAUACUGUACUUUUCAUAAUUAUGGAAUAAUAGCCCCAUAACAGGGAGACAAAAGGCAGUGUGAUAAUUUGGGAAUGUUAGUUGGAGUAUUCAAACAGACCCUUAGUCUCUUUGGUGUUGAGCGGGGA
This is a messenger RNA of Lampris incognitus (smalleye Pacific opah), 4936 nucleotides long. It is a transcript of the gene uba5, whose product is annotated as ubiquitin-like modifier activating enzyme 5. Gene Ontology annotation, cellular component: cytosol; cytoplasm. Gene Ontology annotation, molecular function: UFM1 activating enzyme activity. NCBI's taxonomy places the organism in Eukaryota, Metazoa, Chordata, Actinopteri, Lampriformes, Lampridae. The transcript is spliced from 11 exons. Gene Ontology annotation, biological process: protein ufmylation. The record is from RefSeq and is a predicted model, not a curated record. Bases 146 to 1024 code for a protein of 292 amino acids.